Messenger RNA from Tupaia belangeri chinensis (Chinese tree shrew), 867 nucleotides. Its product is annotated as olfactory receptor 4C6-like. Gene Ontology annotation, biological process: G protein-coupled receptor signaling pathway. Gene Ontology annotation, cellular component: membrane. Lineage: Eukaryota; Metazoa; Chordata; Mammalia; Scandentia; Tupaiidae. The record is from RefSeq and is a predicted model, not a curated record. Gene Ontology annotation, molecular function: G protein-coupled receptor activity; olfactory receptor activity.
AUGAAAAACAAAAACAAUGUGACAGAAUUCAUCCUUUUGGGUAUUACAGAGAACCCAGAGCUGAAGAAAAUAUUUUCUGCUAUGUUUCUAAUCAUGUAUGUUGCUACACUUUUGGGAAACUUACUCAUUAUAGUACCUUUAAUCGCAAGUCAGAAUCUACGGUCACCUAUGUACUUUUCUCUUACCUUCUUGUCUUUUUUGGAUGUCUCCUACUCUUCUGUCAUCACCCCCAAGGUGAUUGUGGACUCCCUCUCUGAGAGCACCACCAUCUCCCUGGAAGGCUGCAUGACCCAGCUCUUUACAGAGCACUUCUUUGGUGGCAUGGGCAUCAUCCCACUUUUUAUGAUGGCCUAUGACCAUUAUGUGGCCAUCUGUAAGCCCCUGCACUACACAGUCAUCAUGAGCCCUCAGGUGUGCUGCCUGAUGAUGGGAGGGAUUUGGGUGGGGGGAUCCCUGCAUGCCACAGUACAACUUCUCUUCAUGUACCAAAUACCUUUCUGUGGCCCCAAUGUUAUUGAUCACUUUAUAUGUGAUUUGUUUCCAUUGUUGAAACUUACCUGCAUGGACACCCACACCCUGGGUCUCUUAGUCAUCCUCAACAGUAGGAUGAUGUGUACAGCUAUCUUCUUUAUCCUAAUUGCUUCAUAUAUAGUUAUCUUUUGUUCCCUGAAAUCUUAUAGUUCUGAAGGGCAGCUCAAAGCCCUCUCCAUAUGUGGUGUGGCUACCUACCCCAUAGACAAGGCUAUAACUAUGUUUGAUACAAUCUUUCCACACAUGUUAAAUCCCUUGAUAUACACUUUGAGGAAUGCAGAGGUGAAAAAUGCCAUGAAAAAAACUAUGACUGAAACAAAAGAUUGUGGUUGGUAG